Cotesia glomerata is the source of this 1285-nucleotide messenger RNA. Its product is annotated as sex-determining region Y protein-like. The record is from RefSeq and is a predicted model, not a curated record. Lineage: Eukaryota; Metazoa; Arthropoda; Insecta; Hymenoptera; Braconidae. The coding region runs from base 384 to 1268 and encodes 294 amino acids. Gene Ontology annotation, biological process: regulation of transcription by RNA polymerase II. The transcript is spliced from 4 exons. Gene Ontology annotation, cellular component: nucleus. Gene Ontology annotation, molecular function: RNA polymerase II cis-regulatory region sequence-specific DNA binding; DNA-binding transcription factor activity, RNA polymerase II-specific.
AGUCAGUUGACGUCGAAUCACCAGUGCAGCGUAAUAGUAACCGGCACAAACAGAUAAUGGACCGAGGACAAGAUGAAGAAGAUUCCCCCACCCGUUAAAAAGGUGGUGGUCCACGGAAACGCCUCCACCAUCCUAUCCACAUCUUCACCAUCUCGGCCUCGUAUUAUCGCGAGUCCCCUCACUCAUACUCUUUCAGAUUUUAAGACUUUGCUUAAGAAUUAUCCGCGAGCUUUCGCGUAUCGCGGGUCGAAGAUUUAAUUUUUUUUUAUAAAAGUGUUGAGUGAUUUUUUUCAGUGAAAAAAUUAAUUAAAAAUUGUGGUGUGAUUUUAAUUAAUUGAUUUUUGAAAAAAAAAUUUAUUGAUUAAUUAAUAUAAAAUUAAAUCAUGGAAAUUAAUGACAAACCCGGACCGUCAAAUGAAUCGAAUGCGCUGGACGAUGCAGUCGGAAAAUUAUUGCAAGGGUAUGAUUGGACAUUAUUGCCAGUAACGUCGAGAACAGGCGGACGGAGGAGUACUCAUGUAAAAAGGCCGAUGAAUGCUUUCAUGGUAUGGGCCCAGGCUGCAAGAAGAAGACUCGCUGAUCAGUACCCCCAGCUUCAUAAUGCCGAGUUGUCAAAAACUCUCGGUAAAUUGUGGAGAAUAUUAAGCGACGGCGAAAAGCAACCAUUUAUCGAAGAAGCGGAAAAAUUACGUAAUGCUCAUAAAAAACAACACCCACAUUACAAAUACCAACCACGUCGCAGAAAACCAAAGACUGAAGACCAAUCUGUCCCCCGAAAUACAUUGCAACCACCAACAGUAGACUCUCCCCCAGAAUGUACUUACCCGAGGAUCUAUCCCGACUCCUCGAAGCCUUACGAGCGACCUCUGGCCUACGAGCCGCAAAAAGGGUUCGAACUGCACCCGAAGUACGUAGAGAGUCUAAAGUGCACUGACCACCAGAACUGCGGGUACGAGGGUCCCAAGUACGAGCUCUCCAAAAACUACCCCGAGGCUUCCAGGCACCCCGAGCUCCAGAAGAACUACGAGGGGAUCUCCAAGUUCCCGGAGAUGAAAGUUUCCGGAUACUCGGAGGCCUUCAAGUACCCAGAAGUCGCAAACACCCAGAAGUCUUACCCUUGUAUGCACAGUCAGUACUACUCCGCGCCGGACUCUUACACAGUUCAUGAAGAUACUGACUAUCAGGGACAAAGUAUGCCCGCGCACUCAUUUUACCCUUAUAUUUCCGCUUCCAUGGCUCAGCCUUCUUAUUACAUGGGUCCACGAUAAAUUAAUAAUAAUGACAA